CGGGAGGCCGAGAACGCAGUCGGCUGUUGCAUCCUCGAGGGAGUGGUAUUGACGCCCCCCUGCUCCUAAGCCCUCCGGUAGCGCCGAGGCUCCUGUGUGCUCUCGACCUCGCCAACCGCUCCCCACGCACCUUGCCCACCGGGCCUCCAGCAUCAUGUGCGGUAUAUUUGCUUACUUAAACUACCAUGUCCCUCGCACAAGACGAGAAAUCUUGGAGACCCUAAUCAAAGGCCUUCAGAGACUGGAGUACAGAGGAUAUGAUUCUGCUGGUGUGGGAUUUGAUGGAGGCAAUGACAAAGACUGGGAAGCCAAUGCCUGCAAAAUCCAGCUCAUUAAGAAGAAAGGGAAAGUAAAAGCACUGGAUGAAGAAGUUCAGAAACAACAGGAUAUUGAUUUGGAUAUAGAAUUUGAUGUACACCUUGGAAUAGCUCAUACCCGUUGGGCAACACACGGCGAACCCAAUCCUGUCAAUAGCCAUCCCCAGCGCUCUGAUAAAAAUAAUGAAUUUAUUGUUAUUCACAAUGGAAUCAUCACUAACUACAAAGACUUGAAAAAGUUCUUGGAAAGCAAAGGCUAUGACUUUGAAUCUGAAACAGACACAGAAACAAUUGCCAAGCUUGUUAAGUACAUGUAUGACAAUCGGGAAAGUCAAGAUACCAGUUUUACUACCUUGGUGGAGAGAGUUAUCCAACAACUGGAAGGUGCUUUUGCACUUGUAUUUAAAAGUGUUCAUUUUCCUGGCGAAGCAGUUGGCACAAGACGAGGUAGCCCUCUGCUGAUUGGUGUACGAAGUGAACAUAAACUCUCUACUGAUCACAUUCCAAUACUCUACAGAACAGGCAAGGAUAAGAAAGGAAGCUGCAAUCUGUCUCGUGUGGAUAGCACAACUUGCCUUUUCCCUGUUGAAGAAAAAGCUGUGGAGUAUUACUUUGCUUCUGAUGCAAGUGCUGUCAUAGAACACACCAAUCGCGUCAUUUUUCUUGAAGAUGAUGAUGUAGCAGCGGUGGUAGAGGGCCGUCUUUCUAUCCAUCGAAUUAAACGAACUGCAGGUGAUCACCCUGGAAGAGCUGUGCAAACCCUCCAGAUGGAACUCCAGCAGAUCAUGAAGGGCAACUUCAGUUCAUUUAUGCAGAAGGAAAUUUUUGAGCAGCCAGAGUCAGUUGUGAACACAAUGAGAGGAAGAGUCAACUUUGAUGACUAUACUGUGAACUUGGGUGGCUUGAAGGAUCACAUUAAGGAGAUCCAGAGGUGCCGGCGUCUGAUUCUUAUUGCUUGUGGAACAAGUUAUCAUGCUGGUGUAGCAACUCGUCAAGUUCUUGAAGAGCUGACUGAGUUGCCUGUUAUGGUGGAGCUAGCCAGUGAUUUCCUGGAUAGAAACACGCCAGUUUUUCGAGACGAUGUUUGCUUUUUUAUUAGUCAGUCAGGUGAGACAGCAGAUACCCUGAUGGCUCUUCGGUAUUGCAAGGAGAGAGGAGCUUUAACUGUGGGGAUCACAAACACUGUCGGCAGUUCCAUAUCAAGGGAGACAGACUGUGGAGUUCACAUUAAUGCUGGGCCUGAAGUUGGUGUGGCCAGUACAAAGGCUUAUACCAGCCAGUUUGUAUCCCUUGUGAUGUUUGCCCUUAUGAUGUGUGAUGACAGGAUCUCCAUUCAGGAGAGACGAAAAGAGAUCAUGCUUGGACUGAAGCGGCUGCCUGAUUUGAUUAAGGAAGUACUGAGCAUGGAUGAUGAAAUUCAGAAACUGGCAACAGAACUUUAUCAUCAGAAGUCGGUUUUGAUAAUGGGCCGUGGCUAUCAUUAUGCUACUUGUCUUGAAGGGGCACUGAAAAUCAAAGAAAUCACUUACAUGCACUCUGAAGGCAUCCUUGCUGGUGAAUUGAAACAUGGCCCUCUGGCUUUGGUGGAUAAGUUGAUGCCUGUCAUCAUGAUCAUCAUGAGAGAUAAUACUUAUGCCAAGUGUCAGAAUGCUUUUCAGCAGGUGAUUGCUAGGCAGGGACGUCCAGUGGUGAUUUGUGAUAAGGAAGAUACCGAGACCAUUAAGAACACAAAAAGAACAAUUAAGGUCCCCCACACAGUGGACUGCUUGCAGGGCAUUCUCAGCGUGAUCCCCUUACAGUUGCUGGCUUUCCACCUUGCUGUGCUGAGAGGCUAUGAUGUUGAUUUCCCCCGGAAUCUUGCCAAAUCUGUAACAGUAGAAUAAGAAGCACCUGAAACUCUGGGCGAUUAAGCAACACAAGACACCUUUUGUAUUUAAAAUAUCACUCCUUUAAGCUUUUUUUUUUUUUUUUUAAGUAAAUCCUUAUUUAUAUAUCAGUUAUAAUUGUUCUACUCAAUUUGUGAUUUUUGUGAAAUUACCUCUUAUUUUUCCAGAGGGGGAGUUUGAAAAAUGGAAUCUAUAUUCAAAUCAGUAUCAGAAACAGAUUUAGCUCUCAUUUUCUUUAAAAGAUGCUGGGAGUUGGAUUUCUGGACCCUCUACUUCAAUCUGAGAGGAUUGUGUGUUUUAAAAGUAAUUGGCAUUUGUUUUACCAUGCAGCUGUUCAUGCAGACCAGUGAAAGAGUAGUGCAUUUAUUGGAGAUCUAAAGCCAGUGGCAAUUACUUGGACAUUGGAUUAGGUUUUGCUAAAUUAUAUAUAAAGAUAAGAUGCUAUGAUUUACUUUGAAAUUUGUGUACUUAAAAACAGAAAACUUUUCUUGGUGGGAUUUCUACUUAAGUUAGGUUAACCUUAGUGUCUUAAAUUUGUUGUUUGUUAUCAAGGUAGUUUAGGAAGCUAAAUAGUGUAGUAGUGCGUUGGCUUUCUCCAGCCCUUAACAGAAAAUAUUUGUACAGUUUCAUAGCACAAACUUUAAAUUUGAGCUGCUUUGGACAACUGACAAUAUGAUUUUAAAUUUGAAGGUGGAAUAGAUAUAUGUUGUAUAUCCAACUGUUUUUUUGUUUCCCAAAAGUGUUUUUUAUUUCCUUGUAUCUGUAGUUUUUGUUUAAUCACUCCUGAAUGACAUAUUUUAUCUUCUUCUUUGAAAUCACCACACAGAGUUGUUAUCAAAUGUCUCAAAUUAAAUCUGUAUUGAUAAAUUCAAAA
Molecule: messenger RNA, 3077 nt
Organism: Miniopterus natalensis
Lineage: Eukaryota; Metazoa; Chordata; Mammalia; Chiroptera; Miniopteridae
Gene: GFPT1
Product: glutamine--fructose-6-phosphate transaminase 1
Biological process (GO): carbohydrate derivative biosynthetic process; protein N-linked glycosylation; fructose 6-phosphate metabolic process
Molecular function (GO): carbohydrate derivative binding; L-glutamine:D-fructose-6-phosphate transaminase (isomerizing) activity
Source: RefSeq, a predicted model, not a curated record